Plasmopara halstedii is the source of this 330-nucleotide messenger RNA. RefSeq lists its product as uncharacterized. The record is from RefSeq and is a predicted model, not a curated record. The coding region runs from base 1 to 330 and encodes 109 amino acids. NCBI's taxonomy places the organism in Eukaryota, Oomycota, Peronosporomycetes, Peronosporales, Peronosporaceae. The transcript has a single exon.
AUGGCAAUCUGCUUCCUGCUGAACUACCCAGACGAGGAAGUUGUCACCUUUGUACCAACUGCGGAUGAUAUUAUCGAAGAUUACCUGCAUUGUGAAGCUGCUGUAGAAGAUGCUGAGGGUGCAGAUGAUGAUGACAGUACUGAACCAGUCAAGGUAACACCUUCUGAGGCUGUCAAGAUGCUCGACUCACUGGAAAUUUUUUGGCUGCAGCAGGAUGAACAAAGUCUGGGCUUUACCACCGCCAUCCGCGAUAUGAAGGACAAGGUUGGUCUGAUCAAGACACGUCAGCUGAAGCAGAGGUCCAUCGUUGAAUUCUCUACUCGUAUUUAG